Molecule: messenger RNA, 309 nt
Organism: Opisthorchis viverrini
Lineage: Eukaryota; Metazoa; Platyhelminthes; Trematoda; Opisthorchiida; Opisthorchiidae
Exons: 1
Coding region: 1-309 (102 amino acids)
Source: RefSeq, a predicted model, not a curated record
AUGGUGUGCGCAGAAAAGCAAAGAUUUGAAGUGGGUGGUGUAAAUGAAAACCUACUUCUACCUAGCCAAAUCGAAUUCAUCGAGGAUGGUGAUAAAGGGAAGCUCGAAGGGGAGCACAGUUUGAGCGGUCUCAGCCGUCGGGCCAACGUUACUCAAAUCGAGCGAAAACUGUGUGAAUCGAUUGCGAUUACUCGUGCAAACCAAAGUACUAAACUUCGAAGUAUGACUGAGGCUAGAACGGUGGAGUUCUGUUACACAACAGGACAACGGAUCACCAAAACUCAGACCGACAAUCAAUGCGAUUACUAA